GGGGCCGGCGGCGCGCGGGACAUGGAGGAGCGGGAGGGCCGCGCCGGAGGCUUCAGGAAGGACACCGUGGACCGGCUGCUUCGCCUCCAUUUCCGGGACGGGAGGACACGAGUGAGCGGGGACGCGCAGCUGCUGAUGGCCGAGAUGCUGAACGUCUUCGUGCGAGAAGCGGCGGCACGGGCAGCACGGCAGGCUCAGACGGAGGACCUGGAGAAGGUGGAUAUUGAGCAUCUGGAGAAAGUGCUGCCGCAGCUGCUUCUGGAUUUCUAGAGGCCUCCUGAAGCACAUACUGCCUGCCAGCAGAUGGUCCUGACCUGACAGCAAACAUCUGUCUCAGCCUCAGAGUCCAGCUCUGGGAAAAACAGUUUCAACUUUUUCUUCUUCUGUUGUUUUGCUUCUGUUUCCCCUCUCCUUUACCAAGCACAAUACAGUCCAUGGCAAUGAUGCUGUCAGAUACUAUUUUUGAGAA
This is a messenger RNA of Neopelma chrysocephalum (saffron-crested tyrant-manakin), 469 nucleotides long. RefSeq names its product centromere protein X (gene CENPX). The record is from RefSeq and is a predicted model, not a curated record. The transcript has 5 exons. Gene Ontology annotation, molecular function: protein heterodimerization activity. The coding region runs from base 22 to 270 and encodes 82 amino acids. Gene Ontology annotation, cellular component: FANCM-MHF complex; Fanconi anaemia nuclear complex. Gene Ontology annotation, biological process: kinetochore assembly; replication fork processing; DNA repair. NCBI's taxonomy places the organism in Eukaryota, Metazoa, Chordata, Aves, Passeriformes, Pipridae.